GAGAGAGACAGACUGACAGACAGACAGACAGAAAGAGAGAGAGACAGGGAGAGAGAGAGACAGAAACAGAGAGACAGAAAGAGAUAAAAAAGAGACGAAGAAAUGCUGCUGUCCUCCUAUUUGACUCUCUGCAUUCUGCUCAGCUGCUCGGUUCUCACUGAAAGUUCAGUGUUCUUGGAGCGGCCGGCAGCAGGUCAGAUCCUGCGCGUGGUGUCCCGGCGGCGCCGAGCCAACUCCUUCUUCCUGGAGGAAAUGUUGCCCGGAGACCUGGAGCGGGAAUGUCACGAAGAGCGCUGCUCGCAGGAAGAGGCCUCCGAGAUCUUCAGGACCACCGAGAAGACGAUGGAGUUCUGGUACAAAUACACUAAUCUGGACCCGUGUCAGACCAAUCCCUGUCAGAACGGAGGCAUCUGCACUCUGGACCGCGGACACUUCCUGUGUCUCUGUUCCCCGCAGUACAGCGGCAAGACCUGCGAAUCAGAGGUGUUGCAGUGUUACUACAGAAACGGACGCUGUAUGCAGUACUGCUCCAACCUGCCGGGGGGCGCUGGAGUUCAGUGUAGCUGCGCUGACGGAUACAAACUGGACCCUGAUGGACGCAGCUGCUCCGAGACUGUGGCGUUCCCCUGUGGCCGACAGCAGCAGUCAGCUCUGUCAUCGUACCAAAGUCGCUCUGACCGAGUCACCAUGGAGAUGGACGCCAUGUUGGACGCCAACAGCACCGAUGGCUGGGCGGCGAUCCUGCAGAACGCAAUGGAGAUGGAGGACGAGCUGCUGGCGAAUCAAACGUCUGCACGGAGCGACAACGGGACGGUGGGGAUGACGCUGCGUAUCGUGGGGGGGGUCCUGGAUAAACCGGGGGGGAGUCCCUGGCAGGUUCUGCUCCGCAGGUCUGAUGGUUAUGGUUUCUGUGGAGGAACUCUGGUUUCCGAUCGUUGGGUCAUCUCUGCUGCUCACUGCCUCGAGGAGACUGUAGACCAUGUGACGAUAGGUGAUUAUGAUAAGCAGCGUCCUGAUCCAGGUGAACAGCUGAUUAAAGUCCAGAAGGUUGUCGUCCAUCCUCACUUCCACUCCUUCACCUUCGACAGCGACAUUGCUCUGCUGUUACUGGCCCAGCCCGUUGCCCGGGGCAACACUGCCAUCCCCGCCUGCCUGCCUGACCCCCACCUCUCCACUUACCUGCUGCAGGCGGGAAACCGCGGUGUGGUGACAGGCUGGGGGCUCACGCAACACCUGGGUCGGUCGUCCCGCUUUCUCAGGAAGGUGACGCUUCCUGUCGUAAGCUACACAGAAUGCAUCGCUUCCACUGAACAGGUGAUAACAGACAACAUGUUCUGUGCCGGGUACCUGUCUGUCUCUCAGGACGCCUGCAGCGGAGACAGCGGUGGUCCGUUCCUGGUCAACUACCGAGGAACCUGGUUCCUGACCGGCGUGGUCAGCUGGGGGGAGAAGUGUGCCGCUGUUGGCAAGUUCGGGGUCUAUACCCGCCUGGGCAACUUCCUGUCCUGGAUCAGAGACACCAUGAGACAGAGAGACAUGGUAGACCCACGUGGGUUUAGGGACACCGUGGACACACCGGGGCUCAGAGACACCGUGGACACACUGGAGCUCAGAGAGACCGUGGACACACUGGGGCUCAGAAAGACCGUGGACACACCGGGGCUCAGAGAGACCGUGGACACACCGGAGCUCAGAGAGACCGUGGACACACCGGGGCUCAGAGAGACCGUGGACACACCGGGGCUCAGAGAGACCGUGGACACACCGGGGCUCAGAGAGACCGUGGACACACCGGAGCUCAGAGAGACCGUGGACACACCGGAGCUCAGAGAGACCGUGGACACACCGGGGCUCAGAGAGACCGUGGACACACCGGAGCUCAGAGAGACCGUGGACACACCGGAGCUCAGAGAGACCGUGGACACACCGGGGCUCAGAGAGACCGUGGACACACCGGGGCUCAGAGAGACCGUGGACACACCGGGGCUCAGAGAGACCGUGGACACACCGGGGCUCAGAGAGACCGUGGACACACCGGAGCUCAGAGAGACCGUGGACACACCGGGGCUCAGAGAGACCGUGGACACACCGGAGCUCAGAGAGACCGUGGACACACCGGGGCUCAGAGAGACCGUGGACACACCGGGGCUCAGAGAGACCGUGGACACACCGGGGCUCAGAGAGACCGUGGACACACCGGGGCUCAGAGAGACCGUGGACACACCGGGGCUCAGAGAGACCGUGGACACACCGGAGCUCAGAGACACCGUAGACCCCGUGGACUCAGGGCUCAGAGAUACCCAUCUUAAAGGGACCGAGAGCCAAAACACAGGAACAAUCAGACCGGAGCUCAGAGACACCGUGGAUCUUUAUGUCUGACAAAAAAUUGACAACAGCAACACAGCAGUGGAGAAGUGGCAGAAACAACAACAAAAAUGUUAAAAAAAGGAACAAAUGAAGUUGUUCUUCUUGACCUUAUGUGUCAAGAACAAACCUCCAGUGGGACCAACCCAACACCACGUAGAGCUGGCACACAAACGCCGAAAAAAGACACAAACGUUGAAGAAAGUGACGUAAACGUCACAGGUUCUGUUCCGUUCACCUUCAUUGAUUGUUUUAUUUAAACUUUUUGUUGCUUUUCGAUCUUUUUUUCGUCACCUUUAGUCACAUUUUUUACAACCUUUCUGCUUUUUAUUCCUGACAUUUUGAACCAUGAACAGACCGGACAAAGACCAUCUGCAGGACAUACAGGAGACAAAGACCAUCUGCAGGACAUACACGAGACAAAGACCAUCUACAGGACAUACAGGAGACAAAGACCAUCUGCAGGA
Molecule: messenger RNA, 2831 nt
Organism: Perca fluviatilis (European perch)
Lineage: Eukaryota; Metazoa; Chordata; Actinopteri; Perciformes; Percidae
Product: coagulation factor IX
Exons: 10
Coding region: 103-2379 (758 amino acids)
Biological process (GO): proteolysis
Cellular component (GO): extracellular region
Molecular function (GO): calcium ion binding; serine-type endopeptidase activity
Source: RefSeq, a predicted model, not a curated record